GGAAAAGGAGGGAGGGGGUGGGGAGGAGGGAAUCUUAUAUCACGUGACAGGGGCGGCGCUGCCCGGGGUGUCAGUGUGGAGGAGACUGAGGUAAAGUUGGGAGCGCAGCGGCGUUGGCGGCGGCGGCGGUGGCAGCGGCAGCGCGGCGGGGCCGGUAUUCUACCUUGUAAAUACUGUUAUUUGUAUAUACUGUAAAUGAUGACAUCGGUGGGCACUAACCGAGCCCGGGGAAACUGGGAACAACCUCAAAACCAAAACCAGACACAGCACAAGCAGCGGCCACAGGCCACUGCGGAACAAAUUCGACUUGCACAGAUGAUUUCGGACCAUAAUGAUGCUGACUUUGAGGAGAAGGUGAAACAAUUAAUUGAUAUUACAGGCAAGAACCAGGAUGAAUGUGUGAUUGCUUUACAUGACUGCAAUGGAGAUGUCAACAGAGCCAUCAAUGUUCUGCUGGAAGGAAACCCAGAUACGCAUUCCUGGGAGAUGGUUGGGAAGAAGAAGGGAGUCUCAGGACAGAAGGAUGGUGGCCAGACAGAAUCCAAUGAAGAAGGCAAAGAAAAUCGAGACCGGGACAGAGACUAUAGUCGGCGACGUGGCGGGCCACCAAGACGAGGGAGAGGUGCCAGCCGUGGACGAGAGUGUAUGCAUGGGGCUUUAUCAAAACCAGCUGUGGUUCGAGGUCAGGAAAAUGGAUUGGAUGGUACCAAGAGUGGAGGGCCUUCUGGAAGAGGCACAGAAAGAGGCAGAAGGGGCCGUGGCCGAGGCAGAGGUGGCUCUAGCAGGCGAGGAGGAAGGUUUUCUGCUCAAGGAAUGGGAACCUUUAACCCAGCUGAUUAUGCAGAACCAGCCAAUACUGAUGAUAACUAUGGCAAUAGUAGCGGCAAUACGUGGAACAACACUGGCCACUUUGAACCAGAUGAUGGGACGAGUGCAUGGAGGACCACAACAGAGGAGUGGGGGACUGAAGACUGGAAUGAAGAUCUUUCUGAGACCAAGAUCUUCACUGCCUCUAAUGUGUCUUCAGUGCCUCUGCCUACCGAGAAUGUGACAAUCACUGCUGGCCAGAGAAUUGACCUUGCUGUUUUGUUGGGGAAGACACCAUCUUCAAUGGAGAAUGAUUCAUCUAAUCUGGAUCCAUCUCAGGCUCCUUCUCUGGCCCAGCCACUGGUGUUCAGUAACUCGAAGCAGAGUGCCAUAUCACAGCCUGCUUCGGGGAACACAUUUUCUCAUCACAGUAUGGUGAGCAUGUUAGGGAAAGGAUUUGGUGAUGUCAGUGAAUCUAAAGGCAGCAGCAGCACCACUGGCUCCCAGUUCUUGGAGCAGUUCAAGACUGCGCAAGCCCUGGCUCAGCUGGCAGCUCAGCAUUCUCAAUCUGGAAGCACCACCACCUCCUCUUGGGACAUGGGCUCGACAACACAGUCCCCAUCACUGGUGCAGUAUGAUUUGAAGAACCCAAGUGAUUCAGCCGUGCACAGCCCCUUUACAAAGCGUCAGGCUUUCACCUCAUCUUCAACCAUGAUGGAGGUGUUCCUUCAGGAGAAGCCACCUGCAGUGGCUACUUCCACAGCUGCACCUCCACCCCCCUCUUCUCCUCUGCCAAGCAAAUCCACCUCAGCUCCACAGAUGUCACCUGGAUCUUCAGACAACCAAUCCUCUAGCCCUCAGCCGGCUCAGCAGAAACUGAAACAGCAGAAGAAAAAAGCCUCCUUGACUUCUAAGGUACUUGAACUCUUAGAUAGCUAUUAUCUUAGCAGUCUGCUCUAUUUUGUUUUCUCUGACAUUUUCCUUCUUUUCAUUCCCCACAGUGAAUCAUCAUCUACAAUUUCAUCUAACCAGAGUCAAGAGUCUGGUUAUCAGAGUGGCCCAAUUCAGUCAACAACUUAUACCUCCCAAAACAAUGCUCAGGGCCCUCUUUAUGAACAGAGAUCCACACAGACACGGCGAUACCCUGGUUCCAUCUCUUCAUCCCCCCAAAAGGACCUGACUCAGGCAAAGAAUGGCUUCAGUUCUGUGCAGGCCACGCAGCUACAGACCACACAGUCUGUUGAAGGUGCUACAGGCUCUGCAGUGAAAUCUGACUCACCUUCCACUUCUAGCAUCACCCCCCUCAAUGAAACGGUAUCUGCAGCCUCCUUGUUGACGACAACUAAUCAGCAUUCAGCCUCCUUGGGUGGCUUGAGCCACAGUGAGGAGAUUCCAAAUACCACCACACCACAUAGCAGCACGUUAUCUACGCAGCAGAAUACCCUUUCAUCAUCAACAUCUUCUGGGCGCACUUCAACAUCCACUCUUUUGCACACAAGUGUGGAAAGUGAGGCGAAUCUCCAUUCUUCCUCCAGCACUUUCUCCACCACAUCCAGCACAGUCUCUGCACCUCCCCCAGUGGUCAGUGUCUCCUCCAGUCUUAAUAGUGGCAGUAGCUUGGGUCUCAGCCUGGGCAGCAACUCCACCGUCACAGCCUCAACUCGAAGCUCAGUUGCUACAACUUCAGGAAAAGCUCCUCCCAACCUCCCUCCUGGGGUCCCGCCAUUGUUGCCUAAUCCAUACAUUAUGGCUCCAGGGCUGUUACAUGCCUAUCCGCCACAAGUAUAUGGUUAUGAUGACUUGCAGAUGCUUCAGACAAGAUUUCCAUUGGAUUACUACAGCAUCCCAUUUCCCACACCCACCACUCCGCUGACAGGGAGGGAUGGUAGCCUGGCCAGCAACCCUUAUUCUGGUGACCUCACAAAAUUCGGCCGUGGGGAUGCCUCCUCCCCAGCCCCAGCUACAACCUUGGCCCAACCCCAACAGAACCAGACGCAGACUCACCACACCACGCAGCAGACAUUCCUGAACCCGGCGCUGCCUCCUGGCUACAGUUACACCAGCCUGCCAUACUACACAGGGGUCCCGGGCCUCCCCAGCACCUUCCAGUAUGGGCCUGCUGUGUUCCCUGUGGCUCCUACCUCUUCAAAGCAGCAUGGUGUGAAUGUAAGCGUGAAUGCAUCGGCCACCCCUUUCCAACAGCCGAGUGGAUACGGGUCCCAUGGGUACAACACUGGUGUAUCAGUCACCUCCAGUAACACAGGCGUGCCAGAUAUCUCGGGUUCUGUGUACUCCAAAACCCAGCAGUCCUUUGAGAAACAAGGUUUUCAUUCCGGUACUCCUGCUGCCUCCUUCAACUUGCCUUCAGCCCUAGGAAGUGGGGGGCCCAUCAAUCCAGCCACAGCUGCUGCCUACCCACCUGCCCCCUUUAUGCACAUUUUGACCCCCCAUCAGCAGCCGCACUCCCAGAUCCUUCACCAUCAUCUGCAGCAAGAUGGCCAGCUACCAUAUUUGCAGAUGAUUCUCUGUUGCCAGCGCCAGCAGGAGGAACAGACGGGCAGUGGGCAGCGUAGCCAGACCAGCUCCAUCCCUCAGAAGCCCCAGACCAACAAGUCUGCCUAUAACAGCUACAGCUGGGGGGCCAACUGAGGCCCUGACCCUCAUCUCUGGUCGCAUCUUCUGUGAGGGCUUCUCAGCCUGGAAACCAUGGAAACAGCAUCAAAGAGAGAAGGGAAUGUGGGGGGAUUCCGCUACCCUCCACCCCCAGCAACCCACCCCAUGCCUCAGCUUCAUGUCUGUCCCAUUCCCAUGCCACCCCCACCCUGUUGUAUGUAUUAUAGGAUUUGUAUUUUCUCCUUCCUUCUUUCCUUCUUCCUCCUCCUCCUCUUCCUCCCCACCUCCUUGCAUUCAAGAUUAUGAAACUUUGCUGUGGGCCCUGCCCUUCCUUCACUUCCUCCUGUUCACCCUGGUGGUAUAUGGGUGAGGUGGGGAGGGGGGACCCCCAAAUAUAUAUCAGCCCAACAGCCCUAAGUCUCCUCCUUUAUUAUUAGGAAAACAAAACAACAAAAAAUGGCGUCAUAUGAACAGCAUUGUCAGAUGAAUUAGUUGAAGUGUUCUUUUUUUUUGUACUGUGUCCUCAGAUUUAAUGGAUUAAUGUGUCUUGUAUAUAUAAAAAGAAAACCUCUACCUUCAGCCUCGGCCCAUUCUUGUUCCAUCUGGGAUACUGUGUCUCAUACCAACAGGGCCUCUAGGCUGCCUUAGAAGGCAGUGGAAUAAAAUGAAAUGUUCACCCU
Messenger RNA from Otolemur garnettii (small-eared galago), 4100 nucleotides. RefSeq names its product ubiquitin associated protein 2 like (gene UBAP2L). The coding region runs from base 196 to 3456 and encodes 1086 amino acids. NCBI's taxonomy places the organism in Eukaryota, Metazoa, Chordata, Mammalia, Primates, Galagidae. Gene Ontology annotation, cellular component: nucleus; cytoplasm. The transcript has 27 exons. Gene Ontology annotation, molecular function: protein binding. The record is from RefSeq and is a predicted model, not a curated record.